AGUACUAACACUCAUCUUUAAUCUUGUAAAUAAAUUGUCACUUGUAUCAAGUAAAGAAAUUCUGACAUGAUCCGAUAUUAGAUGAGAUCACUCAGAUCAGAACAUUGCAAGAUGAAUAAAUCAAAUGGGUUUAAUCUAUUGUUGUUACAGAAUUUCUUACAUCAAACUCGAUUUAGUCGAAAGUACAAAAGCAAUAACGAGCGAAAAGAAGAAACCCAAUAAACCAAAUUUUAUCAAGACAGAGAGUGAGAGAGAGAGAAACAAAAAAAAAAAAAAAAACAGACAGAAACAAAAGUGAAGAAAAACGAACAACAAAACCCAAUAAGCAGCGAUCGAAGCUAAUAAACAAACACACAAGAGCGAAAGCGCUCGGACAUUCAAAUCUGAAAAGCAGCAAUACGAAACAAGAAGCCAGCAAGAUUCAAUCGAAGCAGAAGUGUAUUAUUAUUAUUAAGGAGCCGAGAAAUCAUUGGGUUGGUGUCGGAACUCUGGGAAGUUACUUGUUAUGUUCCGAUUUUGUUUUCGUGUCUGAAUUCUGGUCAAAUCUUUCCUACUCUAAAUCAAUCUUCCAACACUUGUUUUUCUGCUUCCAAGCUUGGGUCCCGCUUCUCAUUGCCCGCUUCCUCCUUCUUCAAUUCGAAUUUCAUCUUUUUCUUUAGGCAAUUCGAAUCUGGUGCUCUGUUCUCAAAGCUCCAAUCAUUUGUCCAACUCCACUGAUCUCGAUUUUCUCCAACUCAAAUUUCGGAAAUUCUCAAGUUCUUAGCUUCCGAAUUGGGCGUGAAGCAAAAAAUGCUUGGGUUUUUCUGCUCUGAUUCAGUUUCGUCUUCUUACUCGCUCGUGAACUUGGAGAAACGGUUAGUUGGUGGUUCUUCCUUCUUGAUGGAUUGAUUUGCUGACUCCAAGCUAGGGUUUUUAAUCCAUUCUGAUACUGAAUCAGCCGAGGUUGAAUUUUAAGGUUCUUGGUAUAAGCUGGCUAGUAGAUAAUGAUCUCUAGGGUUUUGGUUUUGGGAACAUGAGAUUUACGAAUUCUGGGUCGUUUGGGAAAAUGAAAGAGCUUUUGGAUGCAAUUGGAGUGGCCUGUACUAAAAGCUGCAGCUGAGUUCUUGAAAUGCUCUUGGAUUUGAGUUUGAGAAAUAAUACGUUGAUGAGUUGGGUUUGUUUGUGUGAAGGAUAACUAGAAGCUGAGAGGGUGCAUUUUGUGCACUCCUCUGACUGUUUCAUCUGGUUUCGGUUUUAGAAGAAGAAGAAGAAGAAGAAACAAGUAUGCAACGUCUUCAAGAUCCCAGGGUUGAUCUAGCUGACCUGAAAGUGCAUAUAGUGAAGAAGAUUGGGGUUGAAAGAUCUAGAAGGUAUUUUUACUAUUUGGGCAGGUUUCUGAGUCAGAAGCUUACUAAGAGUGAGUUUGAUAAGUCAUGUUUCCGUCUUUUGGGGAGAGAGAAUCUUUCUCUACACAACAAGUUGAUUCGUUCCAUCUUGAGAAAUGCGUCUCUGGCUAAGUCCCCACCACCAGGUCACCAAACCGGUCACCCUGGCAAAUCUUUGGUGCUUGGGAAAGAGGAUGGACCUGAACAAAGCGGACCUCUAAUUCCUGACCAUAGUAGGAAUGAUCCUGUUUGCUCAAAUGGGGUGUUACCCAACGUUCGGUUUGGAACGUGUGACAGUACAAUCAGAGAUAAGCCUUGUCCACUAGGGCCAAACGGAAAGGUUGACAGAACCGGUAAUAGUAACACGGAGAACAGGGAUUCGGGUCCUUUUGCUUAUCAAAGAUCAGGUCGCUAUGCUGAUGAAAGAGACAGUGCAUUUCUUUGCCCUGCUGAACAAAAGAGGGAUUCGGGUAAAGGUCAGGUUGCAGCUCCUCUUAGCAGGGAUGAUGAAGCCCAAGAAGAGCGAGGUAGUUUGAUUCUUUCCAUGCCUCCUGUAGUUGCACCUCUGGGGAUCCCAUUCUGCUCGGCUAGUGUCGGUGGGGAUCGCAGAACAGUUCCAAUUUCGACCAGCGCAGAUGCUAUCAGUUGCUAUGACAGUGGUGGAUUGUCAGACACAGAGAUGCUGAGGAAGAGGAUGGAGAAUAUUGCAGUAGCACAGGGUCUUGGAGGGGUUUCCGCGGAGUGUUCUACUGUUUUAAAUAACAUGUUGGACUUGUACCUGAAGAAACUAAUGAAAUCAUGCGUUGAUUUGGCUGGAGCUCGGUCCAUGAAUGGAACGCCUGGAAAACAAAGUUUAGACAAACAGCAGAGCCGAGACGAGCUUGUAAAUGGGGUGCGGACGAGUAAUAGUUUGCACAUACAAACUAGCAACCAACCAUCUGACAUAACGCAAGAACAACAUUCAGUGUCUUUGCUUGAUUUUAGAGUUGCAAUGGAGCUAAAUCCGCAUCAACUUGGUGAAGACUGGCCAUUGCUACGGGAAAGAAUUUCCAUAUGUUCAUUCGAGGAACGAGAAGGGGUGUGAAAGAAAAUGGUUAGGCAUAUUGGAUGCUGCAAAUUGUCUGAGUAAGCUCUCUGGUCCAAAAAGACUGGCCACUGAUUUUGGUAGAAAACAAUUCUUGAGCUCUGUAUCCCAUGAUGGACCUGAUGGCUGAUUGACCCAACUAUGUCCUGGAGCCGCAGACUCGGGGCAGGUUAGUAGAUAUGAAUGAAUACGUGUUGUUGUAAGAUCAAAAGAAAUCUGGCCAUUCCAGCGAGUUUCAAGCUUUGAGUGUAAACGCAGGCCGAUAAGGAAAUCAAGAGAAAGUUUUGGCUGAGAUACUGUGGGUUUUAGGCAAGAGCAAGGUACAAACAAUCACGUAAUAGUUGCAGUAUUGCUCUGUAUGUAACAUAGUCUUAGAAUUGUUUUAGAAUUUAUAUCUUGAAGACACAUUGACAUCACUUUUACAUUUACAUUUACAUUUUUGUUACCUCAUUUCAGUGAAAAAGUUAUUUUCAAAAUCAGUGAAUUGCCUCAUUUUUACAUUCUA
Molecule: messenger RNA, 2953 nt
Organism: Arabidopsis lyrata subsp. lyrata
Lineage: Eukaryota; Viridiplantae; Streptophyta; Magnoliopsida; Brassicales; Brassicaceae
Exons: 1
Coding region: 1264-2448 (394 amino acids)
Biological process (GO): regulation of transcription by RNA polymerase II
Cellular component (GO): SAGA complex
Molecular function (GO): transcription coactivator activity
Source: RefSeq, a predicted model, not a curated record